UCUCCAUCGCUGCCGAUGUCCGCGGCCGAUGCAGGUCACGAGUCGGAGCGCGGCGCGCGGCGCGGCGGUUGUCACGAGUCCGUGGCUGACGCAGCUUUUCCUACCCCCACCCGCGCGUCAUAUGCAAGAGAGUGCGGCGGUAAGAUGGCGCUGAGAUCCGCAGGCUUUAUGGGUUGUGCUGGCGUUUGUCAGCUGUUCUUCCUCAACACGGCCCUGACAACCGGAGUCUUUGGUGACCAGUUCAGCAUAUUGAAGGCAUCACAGUCUGUCCACUUCCAAAAUGCAGGGCCUCUGCCUGGCGGCCGUAUUCCAGAUGUUGUAUCUUUGUCAAUGGGAUUUUCGGUUGAGGAGGAUCUUCAAUGGCCUGGACUUGCUAUCGGCAGCUUGUUUCAUCGACCACGUGCCAACUUUUUGGUAACUGUCAGGGGAGUUGAACAGUUGGUGCUGCCCAAGAGUGGAAUCUCAUACACUGUUGAAAACCCGGUUCCUUUCACUUUGGAUAGUGUUUCCAAUUCUAUCCACUCAAUGUUUUCCGAAGAGACACCAGUUAUUCUGCAGCUGACCCCCAGUGAGGAGAGACUAUAUAUGGUUGGGAAGGCAAACAGUAUUUUUGAAGAUCUUCCAGUGACAUUACGACAGAUGAGAAACCGUUUAUACCAGGACAACUCUGUUUUAAACUUGAUUCAUUCUUAUUCUUUGAAAGAAAAUAACGAGGUUGACCUUCUGUUCCUUUCAGAACUCCAAGUUCUUCAUGAUAUUUCUGCAUUGCUAUCCAUGCACAAUCAUUUGGCAAAAGACCGUUCACCUGACCUUUAUUCACUGGAGCUGGCAGGUCUGGAAGAGAUCAUAAAACAUUAUGGGCAAGACUCCCAGCAGUUUCGUGAUGCAGCAGAAAUCCUAGCUUCAGUCAUCCAGAAGUUUGCAGACGAUGUGUUUUCCAUUUACAAUGAAAAUGCUUUGAUUGAGUUGCUGACGGUAAAGACGUUUGAGGCUCCUCUUCUAAGAAAAACUAGAUCUAUCCUGCAGUCUCCAUCCAUAAGCAACCCAGGCAGUCCGUAUGGUUUGGCCUACCAAUAUAACUACAACUAUGCCGUUGUGUUUAAUAUUAUCCUUUGGUUGAUGAUAGGUCUUGCAUUAUCUGUGAUCGUCGUUGCCUACAACCUAUGGAACAUGGAUCCUGGCUAUGACAGCAUUAUUUACAGAAUGACUAGUCAGCGAAUUAAAAUGGAAUAGGCUGCUUGCUUGAUAUAGUUAAAAAAAAAACAAUCAGUGAUAAUGGAAAUUUCAAAAAUUCUGGAAAUAGUUGGAAAAAACACUUAGUUUGUUCUUUCUUGGAGGGUUCUUUCUUACUGCAGUGAAGAAUAUGAUAGAAUUUUGAAAACACAUUGUAACAUGUUAAAUAGUACUGAUAAAAUAUCAUUUGGUUAUCAUGGUUAUAAUCUGCAGCUUGAAUUGAUGAUGUUACCUGGUCAUGUUUUUUUUGUUUUAUCAUUUUGAUAGUGGUUUAAGUAAAAUACAGGGGUGGGAGUUGGGAAUGGUAAGGAGGAGGCAGGCUGGUCGGAAAUAAAAUUGAGGAACAUUAGGUUAAGGAAGCCCUUACUGAACUUGGAAUACUUUAGAAGAUGCUUAAUGUUGAUUAUGCCUUGUCCAAAAACACUCUGAAGCAAAUAAUUUUGCCCAAAUGUAUUUGGAACAUAAAUUUUCAGUAUGCAACACCUGAUUUAAGAAUCGAUGCAAUCUGUCUGAUUCUGCAAUCCUAUGUAGAUUUGAUCACAAUUUAGUUCGGUAUCUUCUCAACUUUACUUAAUGAGCUAGCCUAAUUUUACCGUUUAUAGUUAAUGUUACUAUGUAUACUGUUUAUUCUGCAGUUGUGAGCUGAGAGAUUAACUUCUGCUUAUCCAUUGAACAGUACAAAGUCUUUAAUUUCCAUCUUAUUUGUGUGCAAAUAUUGUCCAUGUCUUUCUUGCUCUGUAUAUUGCCAUUGUGUUCUGCAUUAUGAUUUGUUACUGUCACUGUUAUGAAUAGAUCUGCCAAUUAUGGCCUGAAAUGCACUGCAAGACGACUUGAUUGUCGUAGCUAGUGAAUGUGGUAAGAAAUGUAAACUACGAUAGUCCUGAAUGGUGGUCAAUUAUUUUUCUGUAGUCUAAUCGUAAUUGUUACAGCACUGGUAUUGUAAUGAUUAAAAGUUAUUGUGUAUACAUGAUUGAUCCUGCUAUUUAUGAAUGCUUAUUUUGUGAUGUUAAUAAAGAAUUUCCUGUGUGGUUUGAUGUGAA
This is a messenger RNA of Leucoraja erinaceus (little skate), 2273 nucleotides long. It is a transcript of the gene atp6ap2, whose product is annotated as ATPase H+ transporting accessory protein 2. Gene Ontology annotation, cellular component: membrane; external side of plasma membrane. The transcript is spliced from 9 exons. Gene Ontology annotation, biological process: positive regulation of Wnt signaling pathway. The record is from RefSeq and is a predicted model, not a curated record. NCBI's taxonomy places the organism in Eukaryota, Metazoa, Chordata, Chondrichthyes, Rajiformes, Rajidae. The coding region runs from base 16 to 1233 and encodes 405 amino acids. Gene Ontology annotation, molecular function: signaling receptor activity.